Coprinopsis cinerea okayama7#130 is the source of this 1689-nucleotide messenger RNA. RefSeq names its product centromere/microtubule binding protein cbf5. NCBI's taxonomy places the organism in Eukaryota, Fungi, Basidiomycota, Agaricomycetes, Agaricales, Psathyrellaceae. Gene Ontology annotation, molecular function: pseudouridine synthase activity; RNA binding. Bases 1 to 1569 code for a protein of 522 amino acids. Gene Ontology annotation, biological process: rRNA pseudouridine synthesis; snRNA pseudouridine synthesis; box H/ACA sno(s)RNA 3'-end processing. The transcript has 5 exons. Gene Ontology annotation, cellular component: box H/ACA snoRNP complex. The record is from RefSeq and is a predicted model, not a curated record.
AUGGCGGGAGGAUUGACGAGAGAGCAAGUCGCAUCCGCUCAGCUCACGGGCGACUAUGCAAUCAAGUCAGAGAGCUCAACUCCAAAACUAGAUACUUCUCAGUGGCCUUUGCUGCUCAAAAACUACGACAAACUCCUUGUUCGUUCUGCCCACUUCACCCCAAUCCCCUCGGGCUGCAGCCCUCUCAAGCGCGACAUUACCAGCUAUGUCAAGUCUGGUGUUAUCAAUCUAGACAAACCUUCCAACCCUUCUUCCCAUGAAGUCGUCGCUUGGCUUCGACGCAUAUUGCGAGUUGAAAAAACAGGCCACAGCGGUACACUCGAUCCCAAAGUCACUGGCUGCUUGAUCGUAUGUAUCGACCGUGCUACCCGUCUCGUUAAAUCCCAGCAAGGAGCCGGCAAAGAAUACGUUUGCGUCUUGCGUCUUCACGCUGGUCUUCCUAACCCCGCUGCACUCCCCCGUGCCCUCCAAACCCUUAGCGGAGCACUCUUCCAACGCCCUCCCCUCAUCUCGGCCGUAAAACGUCAACUCAGAAUACGAACUAUCUACGACUCCAAGCUCAUUGAAUUCGACGACAAGCGUAACCUCGCCGUUUUCUGGGUCUCUUGCGAAGCUGGAACAUACAUUCGGACACUAUGUGUUCACUUGGGUCUCAUUCUCGGUGUCGGUGGACACAUGCAAGAACUUCGUCGAGUGCGUAGCGGAGCCAUGUCCGAAAACGACGACAUGGUCACCAUGCACGACGUUUUGGACGCUCAGUGGAUGUACGACAACACUAGAGAUGAGUCCUACCUCCGCCGUGUGAUUCGUCCCCUCGAAUCUCUCCUCGUUGGCUACAAGCGAAUUGUAGUAAAAGACUCGGCAGUUAACGCCGUCUGCUAUGGUGCCAAACUCAUGAUUCCUGGUCUAUUGCGAUAUGAAGCAGACAUCGCUCUCAACGAAGAGGUCGUCUUGAUGACGACAAAAGGUGAAGCCAUUGCUCUCGCCAUUGCCCAGAUGUCCACUGUCGAACUUGCCACCUGCGACCAUGGCGUUGUCGCCAAGGUCAAGCGAUGUAUCAUGGAACGUGACACCUACCCUCGCCGCUGGGGUCUCGGUCCAGUGGCCUUGAAGAAAAAGAAGAUGAUCAAGGAUGGCCAACUCGGAAAGCACGGUGAAAAGAUUGAGGGUGUUACUCCUGCAGAAUGGAGUCGCGACUACAAGGACUACACUCGCGAGGCCGGACCUAGCACUGUUGCGGCUCCCGAACCUGCUGUUCCCGCCGCCCCUGCGAAGGAUGAGGAGAAGGAAGAGAAAGAGGAGAAAGUGGAGAAAGACAAGAAGAAGGAAGAGAAGGAGAAGAAGCGAAAGAGGAAGUCGGAGGAUGAUGCUAUGGACACUACGGAGGACGCUGAGAAGGCGGAAAAGAAGAAGAAAAAGAAGGAGAAGAAGGAAAAGGCCAAGAAGGAGGAGGAGGAGGAUGCACCCGCCGAUGCAGACAAGUCCAUUGACGAGGAGGAGGCCAAGAGGGAGAGAAAGCGCUUGAAGAAGGAAAAGAAGGCCAGACAGUCACUAGGCGGCGACUCAUGAUGCUCUUCCCUCAUUUCUUUUCUUCGCAUCCUUGUUCUUGCUCUCUUUGGUCUUGCCCUGUUGUAAUUUGUUCGAUCUCUGUACAUACUUAGCGCUUGUCCUGUGACAAACAUAAAAUAU